Triplophysa rosa is the source of this 434-nucleotide messenger RNA. RefSeq names its product cytochrome c oxidase assembly factor 4 homolog, mitochondrial (gene coa4). NCBI's taxonomy places the organism in Eukaryota, Metazoa, Chordata, Actinopteri, Cypriniformes, Nemacheilidae. Gene Ontology annotation, biological process: mitochondrial respiratory chain complex IV assembly. The record is from RefSeq and is a predicted model, not a curated record. The transcript is spliced from 2 exons. Gene Ontology annotation, cellular component: mitochondrial intermembrane space. The coding region runs from base 62 to 313 and encodes 83 amino acids.
UAAAAUACGUCCGUGUAGAAACGCUGUGAAGCCUGGAUGUUUUAUUUCUCUUUGCUGUGAAAUGGCGUCCGCUCCGUCGUCCCCACAUAACCGGAGCAGAUCCAGUGAUGAAGAUGAUCCGGUGGAUCAGAUGAUCGCCCAGACAGGCUGCGCAGAGCUGCAUUACUCUCUGCAGGAAUGUAUGGCAGAGAAUCAGGACUGGAGGAAAUGUCAGACACUGGUUCAGAAGUUUAAAGAGUGCAUGUCCACCUUCCAAAACACUCGCAAAGAGCAGCUGCUGAAACAGAGGACCUCGACGACGCAAUCUGCUUGAUCCACAGGCCUCAGACUGAUUCCUCAUUUUCUUAUCAAAGCACGUGCAUUGUUUUGAAGCAGCACGGCCUGUCGUUGUUCCCAACCUUCAUUGGAUUAAAUAAUAAACCUUGAAGCGACUU